AAAAGGUUGAGUUCAGUAUCACCAUCCAUCCAUCCGCCCUUUGUCUUCAAGUUAUUAAUGACAAAGCUAAAUAUGAAGAAGACAAAGGGAGGCAAAGUCAUGAACCCUACCGAUGCCUAUCGCAAGGAGCUUCGUAAAAAGGAAUUAAAACGAAACAAGAAGGAAAGGAAGAAGGUGAGAGAGGUAGGAAUAUUGAAGAAGGAUCCCGAAACCCUUAAGGAGCAAAUCGACAAGUUGGAAGCCAUGAAGGCAGAUGGUGCGUUGGACAAAGCCAGAAAACACAAAAAAAGACAACUUGAGGAUACAUUGAAUCUCGUUAUGAAGAAACGAAAGGAAUAUGAAGAGAAAUUGAAGGAAAAAGGCGAAGCUACAGUUAUGUACAGUCACCUGGGACCACCUCCUCGUAGAAGAACUUCAGAAGAAGAAGAGAGAGCUACGCACCCACAACCCGAGGAUUCAGUUUACUAUCAUCCUCAGUGGAAUCCAACUGGUGCUCCUCCGCCUGGAAAGCCACCCAUGUACAAGUCAUCAGUAGGACCAAUAAAUCCUUUAGUGGAAGGAUCAUCAAGUGGUGCUGUGAAGGAUGAACCGGAUGACGUUGAUUUAUCUAUUCCACCACCACCACCUCCUCCUCCUUUGCCAGUUGGUGAUACCGAGUCUAAUGGUGAUGUUUCUUUACCCGCAUCUCUGCCUUUACCACCUCCUCCUCCAAUGCCACUUAAACCGGUCAAGCUAGAGUUGGAUACCAUGUUGCCACCACCUCCCGGCUCUUCAACCAAAGACCACGCCUCAAGUCACCUUGUGCUUCCUCCUCCUCCGCCACAUCAGCCACCACCACCUGGCACUGCCGGAAAUGAAAGGGAUAAAAUUCAGUCGAUAAAAUCAGAAGAUUCUCCCCAGGAAGCUAGUCAGGCAUCAACCAAGCUUCCUCCACCGCCUCCACCACCAGGGUUACCCUCUAAGUUGCCUGGAAAUCAAUCUGAAGGUGCUUCAGAAGCCAAAGAUUUUUCUAAAAUGGUUCCAUUGCCACCUCCUCCAAGACAACCUCCUCCUGGCAUGGUCCCAGUUAUGCAGCCAGGGAUGUCUCGAUUUCCACCACCGCCACCACCACCUCAAGAUAUGAGGCCACCGUUAUCUGCUCUAGGAAUUCCUGGGCAACAACCUCCUCUUCCUCCGGGAAUGAUGCCACCAAUGAUGCCAAGGCCACCUUUUGGGCCUCCCCCGAUGAUGAGGCCGCCACUUCCACCUGGCCCCCCUCCUCUUCCAAUGGACGAUUUUAUGAGACCGACUGUACCUCAAAAACCCUCAUAUGUCAAAUCAGCUGCAUCCACUGUUGUUAAGAGACCUUUAGCUCAGCAUACUCCACAAUUAACAGCUAUGGUCCCUGCAUCGGUUCGGGUGAGGAGAGAGACAGCUGUACCAAAAACAAAACCAAAGCCGUCUGUUUCAUCAGUAUCAGUAUCUCCGCAUCCUGCACCAGUUCUAACUGUUCCGAAAGAACCAACGGUUAAAGUGUCGACUUCAUCAGCAGCCAAACCUCCAAGUGUAGAUGAUUCUUACAUGGCGUUUUUGGAGGAUAUGAAAGCUCUUGGUGCUCUUGACAACUAAUGGAAGGGAAUUGUACAGGAUGUAGUGAUGGUGGUCCUGUGGGGUAAUUUGGUGCAUAGAUACAUUUCUUGUCAUCCUUUUAGUUCAAUAUUCCUUUAUGAUUUCCCUGCAAUGGAACCGUCUUGCUCAAGGCUCUUAACGGGUUCCUUGUUUUUGGAUUGUAUGGGAGCAUUCUGAACAUUAGUUGUCAUGGGCUGAACGUUAAGCCAGAUAGAUGUACUGUAAAAGGAUCUAUAUUGAUCUUCCAAAUUUAGUUUUUUUUUUUUUCAUCGCCAAGAAAAGCUAUUUAGUAAGCAAGUGCUUGUAAAAGCAUGAUGGCUUGUCAGGUUGCGGGUUUGAUUGAUGCAAACAACUGGACUGAAGAUUUGUUGAUUUAUCGCUUUAUUUUUCUUA
Molecule: messenger RNA, 2001 nt
Organism: Erigeron canadensis
Lineage: Eukaryota; Viridiplantae; Streptophyta; Magnoliopsida; Asterales; Asteraceae
Product: protein EARLY FLOWERING 5
Exons: 8
Coding region: 58-1608 (516 amino acids)
Biological process (GO): mRNA cis splicing, via spliceosome
Cellular component (GO): spliceosomal complex
Source: RefSeq, a predicted model, not a curated record